UGAACGCUGCCAUUAGUUGUCUGAUCGCACAGUAAGAUCCUUGAACAGGUGAAGUGAGAGGAAUUUCUCAAAAUUGAUUCUUUCGAACGUAGAGCAAACGGCAUCGUCCUCGGAAAUCAAACGAAAGGACCAUCACGAGAAGUGCAAUACAUAUAGUUAUCUUUUAUUUCUAGAAUUUGGCUUCGAUUUAAGAGCGUGAAAAUAAAAAGUGAGCGUUAUUUUGUGAAAAAUCUUCCUCGACUUAAACCUUGGAAGAACUUUUUACUCAGGACAAAUCUGACUGAAAGAAUAGACAAGACACGAUCAAAAUGCCAAUUGACAUCAAACGUGAGGAGUUUCGCAAAUAUUUAGAGAGAUCCGGUGUCAUGGAAGGCUUAACAAAGGUGCUGGUAAUGCUUUACGAGGAGCCAGAAAAGCCUGCUGAUGCUCUAGAAUAUGUGCGUAAACAUGUAGGAGGUAUCAUGGAAGAUACUUCAGAGGUUGAUCUUUUAAAGAAAGAAUUGGACGAAGCUAAAGCUAAAAUCGCAGAAUUAAAAUCAAAAUUGAUAAAGUAUGAAACAGAGGAAACCACAACAGAGUAAGCAAGAUGGAUGUCACAUGAUCAACCAUAGUUCAUGCUAGUCUCAGCUAUACUGAUUUUUAAAAAAAAUCAGCCUGACAAUGUGCCUUAUUAUAAUGAAAAACGUUUAAGAAGGUUAGAAUAUAAGACAAAUUACCAAACAUUUGUGUAAUCAUUCCAUUCACUAUAUACACACAUACACACAUAUUCACACACACAUAUACACAGAUUUGUUUAUUCACAUUUUCCAUUUAAGAGAUAAGCUUUAGUCCUUAGUCUUCUUAGAAAAUUGUUCUGUAAAGCGAAAUUUAUUGUAUAAGAUCUACUUAAUACACACUUCUGUAUUGUUUGUACAGAGUAGAGAUCUCAAAGUUCAAAUAAAUACUUCUUUUACGUUUAUUAUAAUAUUUAGAUAUAUUUUUAAUAAGUAUCUUUAUCAUUACAUUUAAUAAUGUUCGUAUCUUAAGCGUCGAGACAUUUCCUUUUUA
This is a messenger RNA of Dinoponera quadriceps, 1047 nucleotides long. Its product is annotated as C-Myc-binding protein. The transcript is spliced from 3 exons. Gene Ontology annotation, molecular function: transcription coactivator activity. The record is from RefSeq and is a predicted model, not a curated record. Gene Ontology annotation, biological process: regulation of DNA-templated transcription. Gene Ontology annotation, cellular component: nucleus. Lineage: Eukaryota; Metazoa; Arthropoda; Insecta; Hymenoptera; Formicidae. Bases 309 to 581 code for a protein of 90 amino acids.